GAAAAUCAAUGGUUGAUGCUUUUUGUGUGUCGUUCCAGAAAAGUUGGUAGUAUCGGCGUCAAAUCAUACUAAACUUGGUGUUUAAUUCGAAACAUUGGUGUAGCUACGUGGAGCAAAAGAGAGUAACCAUGAGAGCUAUGAGUGGAAAGGAAAUUAUAUCAUUUUGCCUAGCAGCGUUUACGUGUUUUUCAAUUGGUGGAUUUUACAGAUUAGAUCUUAUUCGCUACGACCAGAACGAUAUACAAAUCGCACCCCCGAUUGCUCCACACUGGUUGAUACGGAAUGCUAGCGGAGUAAGAAACAACCUGCUGGAACCAGAAGUCAACGUGGAGAGUUCUUCCCAUCUUCAAAAUGAAACAUUGCAAUCUGAAAAUAGGCCACUUUGUUACCGUCAGGUUCAGAUAUGGAAAGGCAGCACGAGCCCCCAAAUCCCGGAAAAAUCUAAAUGCCCAGGGCUUGAAUGUGGAAUUAGUUUUGUCCAGGACAAAAGUUACAAGACCAUGGUGAAAAGUGACGCUAUAGUUUUCUAUCAUAGAUCGCAUUGGGAUUGGACAGAGAUGCAGAGGAGACGCCCAUUAAACCAAGCCUGGGUUUUCUAUUCCUUAGAGAGUCCUCGACACACAGGCGGAAAUGCAGUACCACCCAGUAAAUAUGACCGCAUAUACAACUACACGAUAUCGUACAGGCCAUCGUCAACGAUACUUGGUCCGUAUGGUCUUUAUGAUAAGACCCUACCGCAGAUUUCUUCUCAUGGAAAUCGAAAUUGGGCCAAGGAGAAAACUGGAUUAGUGGCCUGGGCUGCAUCAAAUUGCGGUACAGGUUCUUGGAGGCGUUAUGAAUUUGUUAAAAAACUCGCGAAGCACGUCAGCGUCGACAUGUAUGGAGGUUGUGGAAACAUAAAGUGCCCUAAGAACUCAGAUGACUGCUGGAAGCGCAUUAGGAGUCAUAAGUUCUACCUGGCAGUGGAAAACAGCGAAUGCAGGGACUACAUCACAGAAAAGUUCUGGUGGAAUUCUCUCCUCCAUGACAUUGUACCCAUCGUCUAUGGCCCUCCACGGGAAGAUUAUGAGCGCGUUGCGCCCCCAAAUUCAUUUAUACAUCUACAGGAUUUUAAAAAUUUUGGUGAACUCGUCGAUUAUAUACAUCUUCUUGAUUCAAAUGAUACCUUGUACAAUUCAUAUUUUGAAUGGAAGCGAGACGGGUCAAUACGGAGGAUGGCAAAAAGCAACAUUCUAAUUGCACCAUUUAUGUGUAAAGUAGUCGCGAAAGUAUUGGAUCAUGAAAAGAAAUUAACCGGUCGUUACAAGGGAGAGUACCAGGGAGAGGAAAAGGAGCAUCCUUCCAUACACGAUUUCUGGUCAAACUCUUGCAUUAAACCAACUGGCUUCCCACAUAAUUUCUAAAAUGUGAGGAACGACGGUUUCUAGAUUUAAUCUCCAAUUUUUGAUAUUUUUAAAAGUCAAUUCAACCUUUGUUAUAAAUGUAUGUGAAAGCAAAAAUGAAAAAAAAAAAAAACAGGGGGGGGGGGGGAAACAACAGAAUUUUAGAAAUUAAUCAGACGAAUUCCAAAAACGGGACAUCGAUUUAUUUUAUUCAGGCAUAGAAUUUAUCUUACUAAGGAGUGGUCCGUUCGAUAACCCGGACAAAACAUUACAUUUUUGAACAAAUGAAAGAAGUUCUGCAGAUAAAAAAAGAGAAAUUAAGUGUACCUUGAUUAAAAAGGUUUGAUUGACGCCAUGCAUACAAUUUUAAAGCUGGGCAUUUGAUUCUUCGGGGAUCACAUAAAUAUUAAUCAUGGUUCAUUGCACUAACCUGUUAAAUCGCUUUGCCCGGGUCUACAUUGUAGUUAAUGUAAGUCACUAUCAGGAUUUGGAUAUUGUACUUAGUACUUUGGAUAUUGUAAUUCCAAACACCGCAAAUAAUGGUAUUGGGAGUCUCUCAUAUCCAUACAAAUAUUUGAUAGUCUGUAUUUAGCUAAUGUAACAAUGUGACGGUAUCAUAUUCGUAAAAGUGUCAAGUUUAAGUCUACAAUAUGAUAAUGGAACCGUAUCUUUUAAAAAUAAAAGCUUCUUCCCAUCAGUUAGACUUGUUACAAGAAAGAUAGCAUUCAUCUACCUACUCAUCCCCUUUGUAACUCAUGCUUUACAUCCGGUACAAAAUGGAUACCCUGAAUAACACACAUGACAUAUUGUUUUGAUUUGUUGUAUUACAUAAAAUACAUCUUGUCUUUUGCGACUAUCACCUAGGUCACUAAAAUUCAUGGGCACAAACAUAAUAUUACCCUGCAUCAUACAUUAGUCUGUUUAGGAGGGGAAAGAAACAAAAUUAAUUUCAAACAAAGUCGAACCAUUGAUAUUGUAUCAUUACAAAUAGCUGUUAUUUUUAAUGUCAUUUUAUGUUACUAAAAAGCAUUUUUCACGUUUUACCGAGUAAUAGAAAUAUAAUUACUGGAAAUGAA
Molecule: messenger RNA, 2458 nt
Organism: Strongylocentrotus purpuratus (purple sea urchin)
Lineage: Eukaryota; Metazoa; Echinodermata; Echinoidea; Camarodonta; Strongylocentrotidae
Product: glycoprotein 3-alpha-L-fucosyltransferase A-like
Exons: 1
Coding region: 129-1403 (424 amino acids)
Cellular component (GO): membrane
Molecular function (GO): alpha-(1->3)-fucosyltransferase activity
Source: RefSeq, a predicted model, not a curated record